AGCCCGCAUUUCGCCCGGAGCGUUAAGCGCAUGCGUUGGUCGGGCAGGCUCUCUCUAUAUAUGUGUGUGUUGUGCUGUACACGCAUAGACACGGAGAGGCACACACACACACAUAUAUAUAGACGUGCAGGGAACUAACUCGAUGUGUGUAUAUAUUAGCGGAACUAUAUGUAAGUGAGCGCUGCCACAAAGGCUGGAAAAAGGAGCGCAACGAAUUCGUAGGCUCCGCUCUGCACGGGCGUCAUAGGAGGCUGUCAGCUGCUAUACACACACACACUAUACACACACAUGCUGUGUAUAUAUAGUGUGUGUGUAUAUAGUGUCUGUCUGCACGCAUAGUACGCGUGUCGACAAAUGAAUGCGCUGUCUAUGAGAAGUCGCGGGGAAAGGAGGGCGCGGGUCGGGGGGCGCGUUUUUGUAUUUAUCACGGAGUUUGAAAGUGGCGUGUUGUUAGUUCAGUUUCAGCAAGCCACGCUUUCGCGCAAUCACGGCAGAGUUCGUGCGGGGAGCCUCUAAACGCCCGGCCGGCCAGGGCUGUACGCGUGUAUCGUCAUCAGCUGGGCUCAGGAGGAGGAAUACGCUGCGGGUAGAUCGGGACGUUGCUAUCUCUCACGCUUCUGUGUCGACUCCGAGGCGCGGAGAGCCAGCCGUGAGCGCUCUACGCGGAGGCCGCCGCAAUGGAGCGACUGCUUGGGUUCUGCUACGUCUGGCUGCAUCUGGAUGUGUUCACCCUCCUCCUGGCCGCGACUAAAGGCGAGAUCCGCUGCUACUGCGACGCGGCGCACUGCGUGCCCACGGGCUACAUGUGCAAGUCGGAGAUGUCCGUGUGCUUCCGUCGCCUGUUGGAGCCCACGGACCCGCGCUCGCCGCUCGCGCACGGCUGCAUCGAGGCCCUGUCGCCCUCGCCGCCGCACCCGUGCCACGCGCCGCGCCCCCGCAACCACACGGGCCGCUGGCCGGUCGUGCGCUGCUGCCAGGACGACAUGUGCAACUACAACGCGCUGAGCGACCGGCUGCCUGCACUGCCGGCUCGUGCAGACACCCCCGCAGCAGAGCAUGCGCCGCGGGGCGCCGGCGGUCCCGGCCGUGGUGCCGGAGGCCUCCCCGCGGCGUGGCCCCCGUCGGACGCGAACGGCUCGCGCGAGCUCUGGUUCCGCGCCGCUGUCAUCGCGGUGCCCGUGGCGGGUGCCCUGGCGCUCGCCCUGCUCGUGGUGCUCGCCCUGCGCAUGCUGCGCAGCGAGUCGCGCUGCCGCCGGCGCGACGCCGGUGCCCGGCGGCGCCUCCCGUACAGCUGGCCCCACCGCGAGCCGCCUGGGGAAGGCCGCCGCCGCCGCUGCUGCUGCCCGGCGUGCGAGAGGCUGGGGUGCGUCCGCCCAGUGCGCAGGCCUCCCCCGGCGUGGCCUUCGCUGGCGCCCUCCUGGGGCCACGUCUACGGCGGGCAGAAGACGGAUGGCGGCGCGGGUGGCGCGAGCUGCGUUCGCAAGCCGAUGCCGUGGUCCCUUGGACGCUGGGGCUCGUCUGGCAGUGCCAACGAGAAAGUUGCGUUUGUUUGAGGCACAGCCCGGAGAGGGGGUGGGGAGGCUGCUGCUGCUCCUGCUGCUCCUGCUGCGUUGGCUGCUGUGGCCUCAGACUAACAGUGGGAGAUGCUGUCGGUGUUGUUAUUCAAUUGUACACAAGUUUAAAGAGCACAUCGUUUCACCGUCGUUAAAAUGGGCUGGUUUUUCAGUACAGCAUGGUUAUAUAUCGUUCACUUUUUUAUGUAAGCCUGAUGUUGUUGAAAGCAGUUAAAAGAGAAAAAGGGGAAAAAAAACAAGAAUAACUUAUAGGCCUAUUUGGAAGACUUCAGGGCAAGUCUUGUGAAAUCUGGGGAGGAAGCCCUGAAGAGCCGGGCCACAGAGCCCCCGUGUGUGGACCGAGCCGUCACUUUGCUCCACGGACUAUCUUCGCUCCUCGUGGUGACCUGACAGCCGAAGGGAAUCACUGCUGAUGAGGAACUGAAACUUUGUGAACUGCAGUGCAUGUUCACGACAAAUACAUGUGUCUUUUUUACGUAUCUUUUUUGUCUAUGUUUAUGUUUUAAGUUUAUGUUUACUGUCUUGCAGAGCGGACUAUGGCUGAAGCCACUUGGUAAAAUACUGUAGAGUGUGUUUUUUUUCCCCACGUGUGGACGCAUUAUUCUUCAAGGAUGACGUCAUGGUAAUUUCUAAAAAAAAUGUAGUACGUCAAUUUUACGGUGCGUUUGGAUGUUGUCCGUAAAGUUGGUUUGGGUUUGCUUGUCAUUUUAAAAUAAUAUAUUUUCCCUGUUGAACAGAACACUUGUGGUUUGUCUUAUUAACGUUCGAUAUUAUUUAAUGUGUCCACGACACUUCCGGCAAUGUCAUUCGGAUAUUUUUUACAGAACACCUCCAGCAGAACUUUAAAACCAUAUGACAAGUAAUGUUAAUAACCCUUUCCCAAUUGGGAUGACGUACAUCUACAUGUACGUCAUCCGUUUUUCUUUUGAUUCUGUUCCGAUGAUGUACAUGUGCAUAUUUUUUUUUGUUAUGUGCAUGCAUUUGAAUAUUGCCUGGAGCCAUUCUAUAUUAAGUGUGGUUAUUAAGUUAGCGUUUUUGUGCACACACGUACGUGUCCAUCAUCACAACGGAAUCGGAAGGGAAACUUUAUCGGUACGUCUUCAAGUCGGAAGACGUACCGAGGCUCCCUCAAGGCCAUGCGGGGGAUUGCGUGGGACAAUUUGGCUGCAGCUAUCACAGAGUGCGGUCGUGCUACUACAGUUCUCUGCAGUCAGUACAAUGUCUUUAAAAACAAUGGCUCUCUGCCUUUCUAAAUAAAAUUCAUGCUAACUGCUUGUGCAUUCCGAGAUUCAGUGGUGAACGAAACCUACCUUGCAACUUGCGGAAGUCUUGGAGUGGGAAAUGGUUAAUUUCAUGAAGCAUUUAAAGUACUUUAUUACGAUUUAUUGAUGAGGGUAAGGCAUGCAAUAAAUAAAACGUUGCAAACGCUUUCCUGAUAACCGCUAGACAUGGAAUGUGGUAGAUCAGUUCUUUCUUCAGAAUGAAAACUACUCUUACAAAUGUAUUUGUUUAUCUGUGACCACUGAUCCCACAUAUCGGAUGUGCAUAUUUAUUUUAUAAUAUGCAGGAAUGUUUAUAUUGGCUGUGGCCAUUCCAUAUUAAGUGUGGUUAUGAAGUUAGUGGUUUUGUGCACAAAUUCUUUUUUAAAGCUCCAUUCAGUUAUGCAGUUCCAUGUCCCUCUCUCGGCUACAGAUGUCCUGAGAUAAAAGUUUAAUACGAUUUAUAUUUACCACACGGCUACCAUUAGCACAGUAUUUACAAUGUUAAAAGUAGCUGUGCUGUUUUUGUCUAACCAAGGCAGGGAAAAUAACAUUUUUCAAUGCACGUUGUCCCCACGAGGGUUUUAUAUGCGGGAUGGUAUUUUAAACACACAAAAAACAUUGAGAAAAUUCAUUGGAGGAUCUCGCAAUCUGCAAGGCUCGAUGAGAAAGAGAACAACGGAGAAAUGUAUUUGUUUAAAGGGAGAUUAUGCACCUACAAAAGUGACCUUUUAGGCGGUUUAGUUUUGUUUCACAAAGGCUAAGCGUUGAGCGCAAUUCACGUACGUAUGUACGUUGAACGUCUUUCCCACCAUAUGUAGCCGAAAGUGCUAAUCAGAGCUGCGGGAAAUCGGAGUGCAGCAGUUUUAGUUUUUGUCCAAGCGACGUGCGGAGUCUGCUUGGCCUGCCGCCUUCGGUCCGUUCCUGCGGCCCUCACGAAAAACAGCGUCAUGCAGCGGACCACGCAGCCCCAGCUCCUAUUUUACAAAAACAAACAUUCCCCUGUUUUCUUUACAUAUUAUCAUGCGCAAAGUCCACACAUUGUGCGGACCAAUCCGUUAUAUUUUUUUGUUUAAACGCACGCUGUGUAUUUAUUUCUUCUCGUCUUUGACAGCGUGUCCCCGUGGCAGUGUGGAAGCACGGGGGAAGUGAAAGUCCACAAGUUGGAAACCCAACUUAAAACAGCGGAGUUAUGGGAAAGGGAUCAGGGUGAACAACAAGCCGGUCUCUCGUUUCUGACAACACAGGGAACAGGACAGCGUGGCGGAAGUGGCGAGGCAGCCAAUAGAGUUCCUGCACUUAGCCCCCACUCACCCUCUUCUCAAGAGGUGUGCUGGGUUUUGAGAUAUGCGUUUAAAAUUCCA
Molecule: messenger RNA, 4197 nt
Organism: Lethenteron reissneri (Far Eastern brook lamprey)
Lineage: Eukaryota; Metazoa; Chordata; Hyperoartia; Petromyzontiformes; Petromyzontidae
Product: BMP and activin membrane-bound inhibitor homolog
Biological process (GO): transforming growth factor beta receptor signaling pathway
Molecular function (GO): frizzled binding
Source: RefSeq, a predicted model, not a curated record